UCCAAAGAUGACUAAAGUCUUCCUCCCUUAGCCUGCCUGCCGAAGAGAAAUUGACGAGGCAAGCUCGUUUGACCCCUCUCUCUCUCUCUCUCUCUCUCUCAAGCAGCCAUCUGAGAAAUUUCAACACGUUCAUUCCUGAUUUAGCUUUCCUCUCUCUUCCCCGCCACAAUUAAAAGGGAGGGAUAAUCCUUCCCCUUGAUCAUCAUCAUCAUCUUCUCAUCAGGAUUCAAGAAUCCUUGCAACGUCAGUUUUGCAUCCAAAUCCGUCCUCAACAACAUGAACGACCUCUUGUCCCGCUCCUUCUCUCCCUCCCGCGACAACGGCGACUUUCAUGACAUCGAGCUGACCGCCGGCGGCGGUGGCGCAGGUGCCAACCUCGACAAGUUCUUCGAGGAUGCCGAGUCGAUCAAGGACGAGCUCAAGGAGCUGGAGACCCUCCAACGGCGGCUCCAGUCCUCCCACGAGCAGAGCAAGACGCUGCACAACGCGAGGGCUGUGAAGGACCUGAGGGCCCGCAUGGACUCCGAUGUGGCCACGGCCCUGAAGAAGGCCAAGGUAGUGAAGGUGAGGCUCGAGGCCCUCGACCGGGCCAACACCACGAACCGGAACCUCCCCGGGUGCGGGCCAGGGUCGUCGUCGGACCGCACGAGGACAUCGGUGGUGCACGGGAUGAGGAAGAAGCUGAAGGACAACAUGGAGGCUUUCAACAGGCUGAGGGAGAAGAUAUCGUCGGAGUACAAGGAGACGGUGAAGCGGAGGUACUUCACGGUCACCGGAGAGGACCCGAACGAGAGGACGGUGGAUCUCCUGAUUUCUACCGGCGAGAGCGAGACAUUCUUACAGAAAGCGAUCCAGGAACAAGGCCGGGGCAGGGUCCUGGACACCAUCCAAGAGAUCCAGGAGAGGCACGACGCGGUGAAGGACAUGGAGAGGAACCUCAAGGAGCUGCACCAGGUCUUCCUGGACAUGGCCGUCCUGGUCCAGUCCCAGGGCGAGCAGCUGGACGACAUCGAGAGCCAGGUGGCGAGGGCCAACUCGCUCGUGCAGCAGGGGACCGGCCACCUCCAGGAGGCGCGGUGGUACCAGAAGAACUCCCGCAAGUGGACUUGCUUCGGGAUCACCCUCGUGCUGCUGAUCAUCUUGCUGGUCGUGCUCUUUGUCGUGCAGCCUUGGAAAAACUAGCAGCGCCGCCGCACGGCGCGAGGACUGACGGCGUUUGGCAGUCUUUUUUCGGAGUCUUGGUUGGACUGUUCCUAGCGUGGAGACGCGUGUGAAUAUAGAGUGGACCUUUUGGUUUUGAGCAUACUUAUUCUUUAUGUAUUUUCGCUAGAUCAGCGAAUUUCAUUGAUUUGAACA
Eucalyptus grandis is the source of this 1356-nucleotide messenger RNA. Its product is annotated as syntaxin-121. The transcript has 2 exons. Bases 277 to 1182 code for a protein of 301 amino acids. Gene Ontology annotation, biological process: vesicle fusion; exocytosis; intracellular protein transport. Gene Ontology annotation, molecular function: SNAP receptor activity; SNARE binding. Lineage: Eukaryota; Viridiplantae; Streptophyta; Magnoliopsida; Myrtales; Myrtaceae. The record is from RefSeq and is a predicted model, not a curated record. Gene Ontology annotation, cellular component: plasma membrane; endomembrane system; SNARE complex.